AGCAGAUCACUGAUCCACAGAAAGAGCCGAAGAUCUCGGCUCAGUCAUGUGAUCAGCUGUGUUCAAUCACAGCUGAUCACUGAUCAUCAGGGCACUGAUGAUCAGUGUGCCCUGAUGAUCAGUGUGGCCCCAGAAGUGCCACCUGUCAGUGUCCAUCAGUGCCAGCUGUCAGUGCUGAACAGUGCCAGUGCCCAUGAGUGCCACAUCAAUGCCACAUAUUAGUGCCUACCAGUGCACAUCCAUGCCACAUAUCAGUGCCCAUCUGAGCUGCCUUUCAGUGUCACCCAUCAGUGCCAGUCAGUGCCACCUAUCAAUGCCAAUCAGUGCCACCUAUCAGUGC
Messenger RNA from Staurois parvus, 340 nucleotides. Lineage: Eukaryota; Metazoa; Chordata; Amphibia; Anura; Ranidae. The record is from the annotation of a GenBank genome assembly.